Molecule: messenger RNA, 2330 nt
Organism: Paralichthys olivaceus (Japanese flounder)
Lineage: Eukaryota; Metazoa; Chordata; Actinopteri; Pleuronectiformes; Paralichthyidae
Product: beta-1,4-galactosyltransferase 2-like
Biological process (GO): carbohydrate metabolic process; protein N-linked glycosylation
Cellular component (GO): Golgi apparatus
Molecular function (GO): cytoskeletal protein binding; beta-N-acetylglucosaminylglycopeptide beta-1,4-galactosyltransferase activity
Source: RefSeq, a predicted model, not a curated record
CCUGAGCAACCAACUUGAACCAGGAAGCUGGUGGAGACUAUAAAACCUACCUGGUGUCUUUGGUCCAAGUCAAACUUGGACCAAAGACAAAUGCAGAUGUCAGUGUCCACCUCGAGGUGAAGCAAUGACGAUGAAGAAAGUGUUUAAACUCCUCACACUGUUCGGUCUCCUCAGUGCAUCUUACUUUGGGGUGAUGCUGUUGUACAACGGAUCCAGCACCUCCACCCUGACCCAGCCUCAGCACGGGGGGUACACGCGGCUGCCGGCGCCGGUGACCCGGGGAGGUGUUCAACAGGUGCGGCUGACGAUGACAAUGACGACCCCGGCCCCGAGUGUCCCCCGGGAGGAGGUGGGGACCACGCUGGCGAACAGGACACAGCCGUGCCCCGACAAACCCCCGGGUCUCGUCGGUCCCAUCGCCGUGGAGUUCCAUCACAAGCGGACUCUGGAUGAGGUGAGGCGGAAGGUGAGCUCCCCUCUGCGGGAGGGAGGCCGCUACCAGCCCCCGGACUGUGGCUCCAAACACAAGGUUGCGAUUGUCAUUCCAUUCCGAAACCGACACGAGCACCUGAAUCACUGGCUCUACUACCUCCAUCCUAUCUUGAUUCGGCAGCAGUUGGACUAUGGCGUGUAUGUCAUCAACCAGGAUGGGGAGGGAGUGUUCAACCGGGCUAAACUGAUGAAUGUGGGCUAUGUGGAAGCCCUUAAGGAAUAUGAUUAUGAUUGCUUCGUCUUCUCUGACAUAGACCUGGUUCCCAUCGACGACCGCAACCUUUACAGGUGCUUCGACAGUCCCAGACACCUUGCUGUGGCGAUGGACAAAUUUAAUUUCCAGCUACCGUACAACACCUUCUUUGGUGGGGUUUCCUCGCUGUCCAAGGACCAGUACCUAAAGAUAAACGGCUUCCCAAACACUUACUGGGGCUGGGGCGGUGAAGAUGAUGAUAUCUACAGGCGGAUCAGCUUCCGUGGGAUGACGAUUUCUCGCCCCGACCUUUCAACGGGAAAGUACAAGAUGAUUAAACACAACAGAGACUUGCACAAUGAGCAAAAUCCAGAGAACCCCAUCAAAUUAGGCCAAACCCAGUUGACCAUGGAUAAAGAUGGGAUUAACACCCUCACAUACACAGUCAAGGAGAUUGUGAAGAAUAUACUCUACACUAAUAUCACUGUGGAUAUUCAGGCUCCACCAAGCUGAAUGGAGGUGGAACCUGUGGAUUGUGGACUGAACCACAGUCCCUCACAAGCGUCCUCACGCACAAUGUGUGUGUGUUCGUGAGAACACACACACAGUGACUCAAAAACAAGAUGAAGUGCCGAGUUUCUUUCUUUUACUUAUAUUUUGUAAGACAUCAUCCAUCAAUUUCUUACUGUCUCACAUUUCUCAUUCUUGCUUGCGGAGGGUGAACAAUGUGGACACGUGUCAGAAUAUGCUGUGUUUGGUUUGGGCGGACACCGCGUCAUCAUGGCAGGGAUAUUUCUGGGGACGGCUGCACAAUGGCAGAGGAUUCAAAGUAUUUCAUGAGCAAACAUCAAGUGGGGAAUGGACAACAUAGGUGACGCAGACUGGUCAGAUGUGUUCCAUACGUCUGUAGUGUCAAACCAGUUUCAAUUUAUCUUUUAAUCCAUACAAUAUGAAACAUAGCUCAACAAAAAGCAAGACUUACUUAAUUUAAGUUAUUUUUAUGCACAGCUACUUAGCCAUGUUUCCAUAUGUCUUAGGGACUGUUACUGCAGCAUGUUGUCUUGUAAAGUGUCAUUUAGCUGUUUAAUUAUUUAUAGAAAGCAAACAAUAUUCUGCAUGAACAGAGCUUAGCCUAAUGGUGUGGUGUCACGGUCAGCCACUUAUUUUGGUUUUGAAAAAACGUCUUAAUUUAACUCAUAAUCCACUGCAAACUAGACCUCCGAUUAAAUAGUCAACUGACCUGCAACUCAUGAAUUCAGUCGUCUUUCUGAGAAGUCCAUUGUUCAAUUUAAACCACAAGACAAAUUUGAUGUGAGACUGCUCCUAAGACGUUGAUGGGAUGGUCAAUAAGGUGGUGGAAGGUUUUGAAGUUUUAUUUCUCAUUUAUAUGAUACUUUUAUUUAUGAUGUGGCCAUGUUGACACUGCGUUAUGCAAUUAAAGUUUUAUUUUAUGUGCUUUAAUGUAAUGGAGUUGCUCAUUGUGUGCUGGACAGUCGUAAAAUGACAUUGAGAAAACCUGUAAAUACACUUUGUGAUGAGAGCUGCUGCAUCUGUUAAAAGGGUUUGAUGGACACUACAACAGAUACUCAACAUGCAGACACAUCUCCUGACUGCUCUGGGUACAAAAUAAAAAAUAUAAUUUUAA